AUGCAGAAAUCAGUAUCUUUUUCCUGUCCAGGAUGCGAGAGUGGAGGGUUCCGCAGCUUGGUGGAGGCUCAGAAGCACUUUGAGGAGCAAUCUCACUCUGUGCGGUGUACCGUCUGCCAAAAGGCAUUCGGCAGCGGCAUGUCAGUCAUACAGCAUUAUCAAAAGCACGUCAAAGCUCGGGAAGCUCCAAGCAAUACGAAAAAGCCCAUUCAGGAGAGAAAGGCAUUUAACCAGCAUUCAGCAGGUCCAACAAUAACAUCGCCAUCACCUCUCCGAAAUGGCCAAAUGUACUUUCAAGAAACUCUACUGACAGCUGUCGGAAAUAUAAUGCAUUUCGGAGAGGAGCGUGAUCCGAUCAACUUGCCCUUUCAAUUGCCUUUGAUCGCAUCGGGUGUAGCUGAUGCUAAUGGUAACAACCCUCUCAAUGUUUGCUCCCUUGUGCAACUUACUUGGUAUCCGGGAAACUCUUGGCUAGGAAUCGAUUUCAACACAAACACCAACGUCGUUCUGCAUCCUCUUGAACAGUGUCUGAUUCUGAGGUAUCUGCGUUCCAAUUGCCAUUCAGAGAGCCGCCUUCGGAGAGAAGGAUACAUACUAGGGCCAGUCAAAGUAAGGAAUAAAGACUUCCCACGGAAGGGGUCCAUUCCCACUUAUCAAUUUCGCGAAACGCCGUCUGCGGAACAGCCUGGAUUCAAGAGACAUGCCAUCGCACUCGAUUGUGAGAUGGUCGGUGUCAAAGACAAUCGGCAAACUCUCGCGUUCAUAAGUGCCAUUGACUUUUUGACUGGCGAUGUUCUCAUUAGCCGCUACGUAGCGCCAUCCGAGGAGGUCAUUGACUGGAGAUCAAAAAUUACCGGAAUAACCCAAGAUGUCAUGACAAGCGCCACGAUAGCUGGCGCUGCAUUCAGAGAUUGGCGAGAAGCGCGCGAGAAUUUAUGGCAAUUUGCCGAUACAUCCACUGUUUUCGUUGGCCAAUCCCUCAAUUAUGACCUUGAGGUUCUGGGAAUCUGUCACAACAAAAUUGUUGACUCCGCCAUUUUGACUGCGGAGGCUGUAUUCCCAGCCACUGGCCCCACGGAGAGUUUACCUCGCGCUUGGAGCUUGAAGGCCGUGGCCAAAACUCUUUUGGCUUUGGAGAUUCAGAGCGGAGAUCGUGCGCACAGUGCUUUGGAAGACGCAUAUGCGGUACGCGACGUGAUCAUAUUCUGCAUCAGAAACCCGGAACAGUUAAAGUCAUGGGCAGAGCUUCGACGGAAAGAAGAGGGACGAAAGGGCAAAAAAGGCCGGCGCAAGAGCAAGGCCAAACGAAAUCCGACCACGUCGUCUACUCAAGAUAUCCAGCAUAAAACUCGGGUGUUAAAGAAUGAGUGUGAAUACGAUAUUGAUGACGAUGACGAAUUUUGCUUGUCCGAGUAUGCUAGGGAUGCUGGCUGGCCAGACGGGUGGGAUCCUUGGUCUGAUUGA
Molecule: messenger RNA, 1464 nt
Organism: Aspergillus vadensis CBS 113365
Lineage: Eukaryota; Fungi; Ascomycota; Eurotiomycetes; Eurotiales; Aspergillaceae
Product: ribonuclease H-like protein
Exons: 2
Coding region: 1-1464 (487 amino acids)
Biological process (GO): ribosomal large subunit assembly; rRNA processing
Cellular component (GO): nucleus
Molecular function (GO): nucleic acid binding; exonuclease activity
Source: RefSeq, a predicted model, not a curated record